Molecule: messenger RNA, 5840 nt
Organism: Hyalella azteca
Lineage: Eukaryota; Metazoa; Arthropoda; Malacostraca; Amphipoda; Hyalellidae
Exons: 2
Coding region: 35-4663 (1542 amino acids)
Source: RefSeq, a predicted model, not a curated record
AGAUAACAUUUUGAUGUGAGAUGCAACUACCACAAUGAGUGCUCAAAUUAACUCUGAGUGUAGCUCUAGUAGUGUGGCUGUGGUUCAAAGCUCUGACUCUCAAACUGUACAUUCAACUAGGAGGAAAAUUAAAAUUGAUAGAAGUUUUUCUCUUCAUUACACACCCAAAACUUUGGAAAUUAAGUCUGAGGCUCCUGUGAAGUUGGAGCAAGAGAGCAUUGUUUCAUCUUCAAAUUUGGACAUAGCUGAUACUGAGCUUCUCAAUGAAGCUGAUGUCUCGUCAAGUGCUGAGUUGCUUGAAACUUGUGAAGAUUCUUCCCAGUGUGGACGAAGCAGUGGGAGAUGGGUGUUUGGAUCGGCCUCCACUGCUGUUGGGAGCUACUCGAGGACUCUUCUGAUUGCUGAUAACAGCUUCAAGCAUCUUAAAUCGCACUGGCCAAAUCAUGCAAAAGUUAUACCUGACACCGUCAUGGUGGAUAAACUACGUGUGAAUCAAGUACCAGGCAUUCUUCAGGAAUAUUGUGCUGAACAUGCCCUAGAAAAUAAAAAGGUACUAGUGUUUGUCCUCACUAGAUUUGAGGAAAAGUUGAUCUACAUCGAGUCACCUUUGUGCAAAAACAAGAAAUUUCUUCCUAAGAAACAUGUGCCUCUGAAAGAGAUUCGAAACAACAAGUCUCUCGAGCCUCGCGACUUCAUGGACGUCAUUCAAAGAAUUACAGAGGAAGCUUUACCAUCAAAGAUCGUAUUUCUGCCUGUCUUACCUUUUAACCUAAAAAAAGUUCGCUGGCACAUGAUAAGUGCACACAAGAAAUUCACCCACCAUCAGAUUGAUCCUGACAGAUACGAAGCCAACGCGCCGCUGGUCUCUCAUUCAUAUGCAUCUGCAUGUGCACAGCUCAACAGGCUGCUGACUGAAGCUUACUUUAAAGAAGGAUUUGAUCUCUCCGCAUGGAGCAUCGUCUCGUGGGCAGAUAGGGUUUUUCCCGACGAAAGAAAAUAUGUUCCUGCUCUCUUACCCUUAGUAAUCAAUGGGAGGAUACCACAUACUAAGGUUCUUCACGACACUACCUCUCGUCUCUCGGAACUUAUUGAACGCUGCGGAAAACAUUCAUUUUCUUUGCUGGUGUUUCUGGUUGAUGGAGAUAUGACAGAAAUUAGUAAAAUCUGGCCUAAGGAUUUUCCUAUCACCACUCUUUUCGAAGAAGUACCCUGUGAAUCCUGCCCUUCUGAGUGCAUAAAAGAACUAUCAUCCAAACACAAAGAGGAGAAUAUUUUGUUUGUUUGGUCAUCUAGUGUGUCGUACUAUUUGGAAUUAAAAGAUUUUGAUAAAUGUGAUGGGCACGAUAAAUUCAACUAUCCAUGUAUUGGGAGUACUUCUUCAAAGCAGGCCAAGGUAGAACAAAUUAUUUCUGUCAUUCACCAAACAAAAAAACUUGUAGAAAAUCUUCCACACUGUACAGUGAUAUUCACUCCUCUUUAUCAGGCUAAUUACCAGCGCCUUUUGCAAGACUUGUGUUCGAAACACCACAGUCAGUUUAAUCAUAAUCUGGAGAACGAUUUUACGUCAGACUUGUGCAAGAAGGAGGAUGAAUUAAUGAAGUCACUCGUCUCCGACGUUAACGAAAAAAUUUUUCGCGAGAAUACUUCCUCUGUAGAUGUACGAUUUAACGUAUUUACAUCGCAUCGUAAUCGACAACCUGUAGUGAUGGAGUUUGAAGGUUUGAAGUUGACUCGUACAUCCCUUGAAUCUCUGGUUGAUGUCAUGGCCGAGCAGUUGCUAUCCAAAGUCAUGCAUGGGCGUACAAACAAGACCACCCUGUUUGAAAAACGAACCCAGAGUCUUAAUCAAUCAACUAGGAAACAACAACAGGGUGGAUGUGCACGUGGAAGCAGAAGUCGUUCUCCUGGCCAAAGCUCCGUUUUCAGCAUGCAUGUUCACUCCGAGGAAAUCUACGACUUGCGUAGUUCGUUGCGUCGAACCAACGAAGUAUCCGAUUCACAGAGAAGAAAUUGCGCGACACGUACAUCACGUGGAACUGAACUGAAAACUCAACUUCUUGAUCAAAUCCGUAAACGCUCGGAUAUUCGAGGAUGUGAGGACCCUGAAUUACAAGAAUGGUCUCAGAAAUCCAGCGUCGCGACUCGUUGCAGUCGACGUAACUUCGACCACUCCAGGCUAUCGAGGGUAAAUAAUGCAACAACAGAACAUGGAGCUUGCACUUACGACCAAAAUAUUCCGCUGAGGGACGAUUUUAUUGAUUUGAAUUAUCAUCAUGAUUACGACGAUAGGGCAGGAUUUGAAGACAGUUCACGGGCGUCCCGGUUUAAUAUUGUAACUGAACUUUUGCGCGGCGAACAUGGGGGUCAGUCUUUGAAACGACACCGUGAUACUUUACUUGGAGAUGAAAACUUUGUCAGACAUGACUCUUCAGUGGCUAGCCAUUCUCAACCUCGCACAUACCGUAGUCGAUCUCCUCGUGUUUCCAGAUAUCCACGGAUUAGCUCGGAUCGAUCUCCUUAUUCUCCUUACCGAGAUUCACCUAUUUUCGAUAACAGACUGUCUCGUACCCGAGAUCGUUCUCCCGCGGUUCAAGACCGAUCUGCUAACAUUCCUGUUCGAUCUUACCCUGUCCGCGGUCGUCUCGUCGAAAACGAUGGCCGACAUCACCCUGCCUAUGACUCAAAACGUAGUAGAUCGCCUUAUGACCGCAACAGUUCUCCCUUCCGCUCCCAUCUUGUGCGUUAUCCCUCGUAUCGUGACAGUUCUCCAUUCUAUGAUGUUGUAUCUCCUCGUUCUAAUCACUUUCCUGGACGCAAGCAUCCCCGUACUUCACACAAUCGCUUAUCUUUCCCUCAAGGAUCUCCAGAUUUCCGAAAUCAUCGAACUCAGUCUCCUGUCUUUACUCGGUCCAAUAGUUUUCGUGUGCAAUCGCCUUUUCGAGAUCGACAACUAUCAAACAGUGUUUUGUCUCCCCUUGGCAAUGAAUCGUGUGGUUUCCAUUUCAGAUUACAUUCUUCUGAUCGAGCUUCUUUCACUCGUUUUCGAUCACCCAACCGCAACUUGUCGCCAAUAUCCCCUCCUGACCUUCGCAAUCCAUCGCCCGGUUCACUCUCGCACAACCGCUCUCGUAGCCCACGUUAUCGUUCACCUUACCAUCGCAACCGAUCUACCAGUCCACGGCAGCGAUCACCUUACCACCGCAACCGAUCUUCCAUCCCACGGUAUCGAUCACCUUACCAUCGAUAUCGAUCGACAAGCCCACGGCAGCGAUCACCUCACCAGCGAUACCGAUCUACUAGUCCACUGCAACGAUCACCUUUCCGUCGCAGUCAAUCAACAAGCCCACGGCAGCGAUCACGUUUCACUCGCAGCCGAUAUCCUAGCCUAAGACACAGGUCACCUUUCUCGCUCAAUCGAUCUCCCGGCCCACGACAUCGGUCUUCUUCCAUUAAAGAUCGAUCUCCGUACCAACGACAUCGUUCUCCUUUCAUUCUCAACCGAUCUCGCAGCCCACGGCAUCGGUCUUCUUUUAGUAACGACCGAUCAUUAAGCCCUAGAAAUAAGGUGCUAGAAUCUACCGAUAAGACACCAGGUAAACAUCGGCAUCAUCGUGAUGGGUCUAAGAACGUAAAUGAUUCAUCCAACCGCCAACAAAAACUCCUUGCUGCUUUGAAAACCUUGUGGGGUAUACACGAACGGGAGUGCGAUACUUACCGUAGAGAGCCAACUCUUCAUCCUGAUUAUAAAAAAUGGCGGCAAUGGUAUCUUGAAAAGCGAGAAAGAUCCAAGGCAGCUGCAGGCACUCUCGUGGAAGAAGAAAUUGACAAGGCGUGGCGCUCGCACAUGGAAAUGUUAUUUACCAGAAGUUGGAAUGAAAAGAAGACCAGCUGCUUAUCCGUGAUUGAAGAAAACGAGCGAAAUUUAGUCAAAGGAGAAAGCCUUGAUUUGCUUGUACCUGGCAAGAAUGAAGCAGUUGAGUUGCGCGAACAUCAAGAUGGAGAUACCUCUGUGUCAAUCCCACAGUUCAGUGACCUGUUGGAUGACGUUGGCUCUGAAAUAUCCUUAGAAACUGGCGCACGUAACCACCACAAAGAAAAUUCUAAGUCCGACCCGAGUCGUGGAGUGACUGGAAGUGCAUCAGUUAACCGCAAUAAUGGCGGUCUUGCAGGCGAUUCCGAUGAACUAGUGAGAUCCACUGACCCUCUCGAAGUUGUUGAAACUUUGAACAUGUUGAAUGAUAUGCCAGAUAAAUUUGGCCAACUUUCAAUGCCGAUAUCGGUAAUUUUGCGAUCUGCAAGGGAAGCCAGGGAUAAGGGCCAAGAUCCCAUGGACAUUUUCUCACAACAGGAGCAAGAUGUUCUCCAACUUUGCCACCAAAAACUGACAAAUCUAAAGAAGUCAGACUUGUCAUUUGUUCAAAAAGUAAUAGUUGACGAGUGUCUGAAUCGAGUUCAAGCCUUGCUUAUACAAGUUCAGUGUAACCGUGAUCCAAUGUAUGGUCUGCAGAUUGAAGAAGUAUCAAAAGAAAUACAAGGACUGUCUGCGUCACAGAGCAUUGCCAAGAUUAAAGAAAUUGUUACAAUUCAUGGAAGGGAUUUUCUGAAGGAUGGACAAAUAUUGAAAAUUUACAUGAAUGCUAAGCAAUAUUCAGGUUGUAAAUAGGAGAGAAACAAUUCCGGGUGAACCGUGGGUACCGUCGUACGAAUUAACAUGCUUUUGAUAAUUUUUUUCAAACCUUAGUUAAUUAACGGAUCCAUGAAACGUCGUCAAGGCUCUCUGUACCCAAAUAAUUUGUAACUUGACCCAUCGUCAAUAGACAAGGUUUUAGCUUGUACAAUCUGCAUAAUUCAAUUCGCCCUCAAUUUGAUUGUGCUCAAUGCUGUAAUACGUUUUUAUUUUUUAAUCAAUCCGAUGUCUCCACGGGCAAUUCUGAGUUGCUCUAUUGUUUUAUGUUCAUACAAUAUGCGUAUAUGGCUAUCUGAAUUUAACUCGAUUCCGUUGAAAAAGUUGAAAUUUUUUUUAGAUUCUAUUUUCAUUUGUCAAAAGUUUGUUUUUGAAUGAAUGAUAAAUAAUUGAUUUACUACAUCAACUACAAUUGCCUCAAUUAGCUGAUUACCGUGCAAGUCUCAGUCUGGUGGUUUUUGUCCUCUAAUUUCAUAUAAAUUUAAACAAUAAUAAUACGUGAUUUUAUUUGUUUUGCUAGAUUCCCCCUAUAAGUAGAAUAGAAUUGCUAAAUUAUCAACUAAAUCAUGAUCAAGGCUGAUUAUUUUCGUUUUUUUUUUUUCAGAAUACGCUCGAUUGCGAGUAUUCCAUGCUUCUGAAUUCAUCACUGAAUACAUACUUUGCUUAUCGAGACUGCGAAACUUAAACGAACUGGAGUUCUAUCGAAAAUUUAUAUCGAGUAACGAUAGACAUAAUAAUGGUUGGAAAGUCCUUUCUUACAGCGAGAAAAGAUCCAUUGCAUUGGUGGGGUGGAAAGAGUUCCUACUAAUCAAUACUUGCAACUUUUGACAACCAAGCUUCAGGCUAUGGUACCGAAGCACCAUAUGAAAAAGGUUGGAACUGGAAAUACAACAGGGCUUUAAAUACCGAGGUGAAACAUCUGAAAAAUGUUAUGUUAUAUAGUAAAUCAAAAUACGACAAUGAUCAGACAAAUAACCCAGUGCAGAUUGGAAUAGUUGGAUUAAACAAGUAGGUAGGAACCGACUUGUAAUACGCUAUGCACCUUUUCUAUUUGAGAGAGCCUGGAUGGUUUAUAAAAUCGCUCCGAUAAUGAUUUUCCUCUUCAAAAAUUAGUCAAAAAUUUUUUCGUAAGUGUUCAAAUAAAUUUGGUGUCGUA